Paralichthys olivaceus (Japanese flounder) is the source of this 3634-nucleotide messenger RNA. It is a transcript of the gene dab1a, whose product is annotated as DAB adaptor protein 1a. Gene Ontology annotation, cellular component: cytoplasm. Gene Ontology annotation, biological process: ventral spinal cord development; lateral motor column neuron migration. The record is from RefSeq and is a predicted model, not a curated record. NCBI's taxonomy places the organism in Eukaryota, Metazoa, Chordata, Actinopteri, Pleuronectiformes, Paralichthyidae.
GAGAGGGGGCAGAGGAGGAGAGAGGAGGGGAGAGAGAGAAAAACGCGCUGAAAGAAGCCUGGCAUAGUUUUGGGGGGAUUGUGGAAGAAGAUGUAACGAAGCUCGGAAGCGCUCUCCCAGGGAUGGAAAACUGGAUUAGUGUCCCUGCUGAAACACACUGUGGAUGUCUGAGCGAACCAGCAGGAGAUGCGCGACAAUGAGUGGAUUCUAAAGCCUUGUCACAAAAUGGGAACUAACUGCUCGUUUUUGCUGUAGUGCAAAGCUCUCUGUGGGUGUGUGUGGGAUGUUGUGUCAGGGCUGAAGCCCAUCCCUCUCCCAUGAGCCUGUGGGCCUCCACACACACACCCGGCGCCCACUCGCACACAGCCGGCACUGACGCUGUGAACUGGACCCUCUGAGCCCAACGGAUCCCAGCGGAGCGGUGUCUAGCCCAGUUGGAGCCUGAGGAUGUCAACAGAGACAGAGCUACAGCCAGCGGUCAGGCCCAGCAGCGUCAGACGGGACUCCAAAAGGAAAGGGCAGGAUCGCAGUGAGGCGGCGCUCAUCAGACGUUUUAAGGGCGAUGGCGUCCGCUACAAGGCUAAGCUCAUCGGCCUGGACGAAGUCACUGCGGCCCGUGGAGACAAACUCUGCCAGGACUCUAUGAUGAAGCUCAAGGGUAUAGCUGCUGCAGCACGGUCCAAAGGAGAUCACAAACAGAAGGUGUUUCUGACUGUUUCCUUUGGAGGGAUCAAAAUCUUUGAUGAGAAGUCAGGGGUCCUCCAUCACCACCAUGCAGUCCAUGAGAUCUCCUACAUCGCCAAGGACAUCACGGACCACCGAGCCUUUGGCUACGUCUGCGGGAAGGAAGGGAACCACCGCUUCAUGGCCAUCAAGACGGCACAGUCGGCUGAGCCUGUGAUUCUGGACCUGCGGGACUUGUUCCAGCUCAUCUAUGAGAUAAAGCAGAGAGAAGAGAUGGAGAAGAAGGCCCAGAAAGACAAGCAGUGUGAACAGGCCGUCUACCAGACAAUACUGGAGGAGGACCUGGAGGACCCGGUGUACCAGUACAUUGUGUUUGAGGCGGGACACGAGCCCAUCCGCGACCAAUCAGAAGAGGGCAUUUAUCAGGUUCCCACCAGUCAGCAGAAGGAAGGGGUCUAUGACGUCCCAAAGCGACACCCAAAUAUCAACCAAUUAGAGAUUUUCGGAGACAUGUCCACACCUCCUGACAUCACCUCUCCGUCGACUCCCGCCUCUCCAGCCAACAUCCUUGACCCCUCGCAGGGUCUGCAGCCUCCCACGGAACUGUUUGCUCCCUUCAAUCCUGCGUCUGUGCCCUCAGGUUAUGUGACGAUGGGAGCGGUACCCCCCGGCCACUGGUCCCAGCAGGCGUUCGCUGCCCAGACUCCGCUGGCCUUCGGGGUCCAGUCUCCGCUAGGCCCAGUGGCCCAGGUGCUGCCAGGCGGCCAGCCUCUUAUCUGGGGCCAGGCCAACAUCUUCCCUGCCACCCAACAGCAAUGGGCAGCCAUGGCGGCCGGAGCCUUCCCCCCUACAGCCUACCUCCCUGCCCAGCCUGUGGGCACCCUGCCCACCGCCAUGUUCCAGACUCUCACUCCCGUCACGACUGUGACUCCAGCCGGCGAGAGCCAUUCAGGCGCUGGAGCGAGCGCUUCAGCUGCUUCCCCUUCAGCGUCGUCGAGUCCGCAGCACGGGGAGAGGGGGAAGAAGAUGGGCAAGGAAUUGUUCAAGGACUUUCAGCUGGCGAAGCCUCCGGCCAUGCCGUUAAAGAGGGCUGAUCAGCCCAGCUUAGCAGGAACCUCAGAGGCAUUCAGCACUUACUUCAGCCGUGUGGGCACUGCCCAGGACACGGACGACUGUGACGACUUUGACAUUUCCCACAUGAAUCUGACACCAGUCACCUCCACAACACCAUCCACCAACUCGCCGCCCACCCCAGCUCCCAGGCAGAGCCCUCCCUCCAAGUCCUCAGCCUCCCAUGUCAGUGACCCCCCCACCGACGCCACAGACCCCCCCACAGACGACUCAUUUGGGGAAGCAGAGGGCAGCCCUAGUCGCAGUGGAGAGGAGGAUGCAGCGUGUGGUUCUGGGUCGCCCUGCCCCAGUGAAACAGCAGAGCCCAGCCCAGACCAGGCCAGUCCAGAGGCUGGGAGCUAGAUAGAGGAAGGGCAGGGUGGGGAAGGACCCUCUCUACGCCCAGAUCAACAAAGGGAAGAAAUAAAGUGACACACAGGAAGACGGACCUGACUAGCACUGAGAGAAAAGGAGGAGAUCCAUGUGUGUGUGUUUGUGUGUGUGUCCUUCCUCUCCUCUGGCUAACAACCUCCCAGGAGGAGCCUCAAGCUUCCCUUUUCCCCCUUCUCUUCCUCCUCCUCCUCCUCAUCCGUGCAGUCCUCUCUCCUCCUGAGAGGAGGGAGCCCUCUUCGUCAGUCACUCCAGGCAGGAGGGAUGUCAAUCAAUCCACCUCUCCCUCCACGCUGUGUUGUCUUCUCCUCUUCUCUCCUCCUCCUCCCUGUGGCGAGUCACACCCAGCCUUACAGACAUAACCUGAUCCUCCCUUCUCUCUCUCUCUCUCUUCCCCACCUCUUUCUCGCAGUCUUCACCCUCACACUCCUCCCUCUGCCUCCUGUGUCUGGCCAGAGUCUGUGCUGCCAAGGAGGGACUGAAUCAAGCAGUGCCUCUCUAUCUCCGACACCCACCCACACUCACGCUUAUUGGGAUAAGAGUGUUCAUCUUCCCUCUCAAGACUCCAUCUGUAGCAUGGACAUCCCACAGGAGGAGCCAGACUCUUAACGGGCCUAUCAGGGAUGGCCCGUUCCUGGGAUCUCUGGUUCUGAUUGGUUGGUUGUUUGGUUAGUUUGGGCGUUUUCUCCCCAGUCUUGUGAGUGUCUGCUUGAUCUCUAUGCAGAAACAGACUCUCUGAGAGCGACUCACAUGCCAACUACACGCAUACAGCUCACACAGCAAUCCGCCUACAACACACACAUGCAUACACACAGACUCAUCCCUCACUCUCUCUAACAUGCAUACACGCAGUGAUUUGCCAAACGUCUCACCUUGCAGACAGACUCGUUCAGAAGCCAGAGGACCAGACAAAUGGAGGAAGGGACCCUGAGAGAAAAGGCGUCAAACGGAUUCUGUGAUCGAACUGUUCAUUCUCUAUAGCUUUUGUACAAUACUGAUUUAAAAAAAAGAAAAAGAACAAAUUGAAAAAUUGAAUUUUUAUUUUAUAAGUCAAUCAAGCCGCUGGAGUCAGCUCUAUAGGAGUUGUAGAGUCAACUUGGCUUUAAGGCAUCUGAUCGUUGGUUUGCCAAACUCAUUUUGUAAAUAAUUAUGACAACAACAACAACAACAACAACCAUUUUGUCCACUGGACAUCUGUGCCAUAAAAUAGGAAGGCUUCAGUUAUGCAAUCUCUUGACAUUAACCCGAGCAAUACCAACAUAUGUUUUUCUUUUCCUGUUUUCCCACUUUGUCUUGAUUCUCCCUCAAAUACUGAUUUUUUUUUCUCGUGCAUGGAUGUUGUAGGUCUUUCUCUUAGCCUCACUUACUAAUCCACCUCUAAACCUUGUACCCGUUUGUCCCACGGCCACACGUUAUCGUUGUGUCUCUAUGGUUUAUGUUAUCCAAACAC